This is a messenger RNA of Closterium sp. Naga37s-1, 4056 nucleotides long. The record is from the annotation of a GenBank genome assembly. NCBI's taxonomy places the organism in Eukaryota, Viridiplantae, Streptophyta, Zygnematophyceae, Desmidiales, Closteriaceae.
AUGGAAGCUUAUUGCAGCCUGGCGUUCACGCUCUUUGAAGAUGCCGAAUUGCUAAAAAACGGGGAUGUUCGCGCGCCGCUCGUGCAGAUUUUGGCGCAGUGCGCCGUGAAGCAGGGGUACCUGGUGCAGGUGGUAUCUGGCCUGCUGCAUCUGCUGCACCACCAGAAGCACUCCCCCGAUGUAGUCACGGACGUGGUGGUGUACGCGGAUGAGCAGCUGGGGCAGGCGAGCCUGGCGGCGGCAGUUCUGCAGGACGUGGGGAGGACGGGGCUGAAAGAGUAUAGCCGCGCGAACAGCGGCGUGCACGAGGUGGCGGAGUUCCUCGUCGCCCUCGCCAACAAGCAGCCUCGCCUGCUCGCCGCAUCCCUGCCGCUGCUCGUGCCGCACCUCGAACACGGGGAGUCCGCCGUGCUCCGCUGCGCCAUCGUCACCGCCAUCAGCCGCCUCCUCGCGCGUCUCUACUCCGCCGACGCUGGCGGAGCGCCUGGCGGAGCAGGGUCUGCGGCAGGAGACGGGGGCGCGGAGGGGAAAGGAGCGGAAGGGGACGAGGACGGGGAGGGCGGAAGGGAUUCCGCGGGUGGCGCGGAGGAGGAAGGCCCCGCGGCGAGGGGCGCGAUACGUGCGCGGCUGCAGCGGCUGCGGAGCAAGCAGGGGCUGCUGGCGGUGCUGAUGGAGCGCGCGCGCGACCAGUCCGCGCACGUGCGCAGCCGGGUGAUGCAAGUGUGGGCGUGGCUGUGCGGGGAGAAGGCGGUGCCUCUGGGGCACUGGAAUGCGGUGGCGGAGCUGGCGGUGGGGCGGCUGGAGGACAAGUCGUCGCUGGUCAGGAAGAAUGCGUUGCAGUCGCGCCCUCCACACCUCUUUCCACCAAUGUCCACCACUCCCAACCCCUCUCAACAGCUCCUGGGCGAGAUGCUUCACCAGAACCCGUUCGGCCCGAGUUUGCGGGUGGCACCAUUCGAGGUCACCCUGGAGAAGGCUCGUGUGGAGCUGGCAGCCAUGGAGGAGAGCCGCCGGCGCGCCGAAGAGCAGGAGGCCAGGGAGGGAGGCGAGGGCGACGGUGAUGGAGAGGGUGAGGGCGAGGGGGUGGAGGGCGCAGGAAAUGAAGGGGCAGGACCAGCGGCUGCAGCAGUGGAAGUGGGGGUGGGGGGGGAUUCUGAAGGAGGUGUGGGUGAUGAUAGCUGGGUGGACUCCCAGGCGACCCAGGGAGACGGGGAGGGACAGGGAGAGGGAGGCAAGGCAGGAGGUGCUGCUGGUGCUACUGCAGAGGGGCUUCCAGACGGAGCUGCUGGGGCAGCAGGGGCAGCAGGGGCAGCAGGCGAAGCAGGCGGGGGGGGGAAGGCGGUGCUGGGGCGGUCGUUCGGGGUGGAGCAGACGCGCACGCUGGUGGCGUCGCUGAGCGCGGGGCUGCAGUUCUGCCGCCUGCUGGCGGCCGUGACGGGCGCGCUGGCGGCGCUGCUGGGGUCGAGCGCCGUGUCGGACGUGGAGGGCGCCAUCCUGCUGCUCACGGCGCUGCAGCACUUCCGCGUGGACGGGGCGAGUGAAAGGCUUAAGAAGAUCCUGCCGCUGGUGAGAUGGGAUACGAGUGUGAGGAAGGUGACUGAUCCUGCUGUACGAGCAGCAGUGGAGGCGGCAGUGCUGGAGCUGCACGUGAAGGGGCGAGGGCGAGCCACCCUCAGGGCUCUCACACGUCUCUCUCGCCUUCCCAUCCCCCCUCCCUCCCGUAUCCAGGUCUUCUCCCACGAUCCUGCUGUACGAGCAGCGGUGGAGGCGGCAGUGCUGGAGCUGCACGUGUUCUCCCACGAUCCUGCUGUACGAGCAGCGGUGGAGGCGGCAGUGCUGGAGCUGCACGUGAAGGGGCGCUCAUCCCAGCAGGCAGCGCGCAGCCUCGUGGCUCUCACGCACGGCGCCUCCUCUGGCGACCUGGCGGCGCUGGAGGUGCUGGUGGGCACGUUGGUGCACAAUGGGGAUGUCACCAUGCAAAUGGUGACCAUCCUUUGGGACAUCUUCACUUUCAACUUGCCAGGAGCCACGUCAGCAGAGAGCACAGGCGCGCUGAUCCUCCUCUCCAUGGCCGCAAAAACCCGCCCGGAAAUCCUCAACCACCAUCUGAGCGCGCUCCUAGCCAUAGGCCUAGGCAGGCGGGCUCAGAGCGACCCUCUCCUCGCUCUCUACACCUGUAUCGCCCUGCAAAGGGUUUCCGAGGAGGUUCGGGAGGAAAUGGGGGCGGGGCACAGGGUAUUUGCGCUGCUUGAGGGGGUUAUUUCGGGCAGCUCUCUGGAAUUGCCUGAAAGGGCGAGGUAUGGUGUGAUGGAGCAGGCGGUAAGGGCGGUUUAUGUGCUGCAUCCUGCGCCGGAGAGGUACUGUGGCGUGCUGCUGAAGAAGCUUGUAAAGGGGAUGUUUGGACGGGGUGCUGCUGUGGUGGGUGGAGGAGGGGGAGGUGGGGGGGGAGGGGAGGGUGAGGGUAGGGAGGGAAGUUGCGUGAGUGGUGUUGUUGAUGGUAGUGGGGAGGCCGGUAACGAGGACAAAAAUGCUUUCGUUUUUGUGACCGGGCAGGCUGCCCUAGAGCACUUGGUCCACGUGGAGAGGCUCGUGCGCCGCAUCCGGGCAGCCCGCGCAGCAAAGGAAAAAGCAGAGGCUGAAGCAGCUGCCGAAGCCAUGGAGGCCAGCCUGACCGGGAAAAAGCCAAAGGCAGGCAGGAAGAGCACAGGCCGGAAGAGUACAGUCUCUGGGGCAGGGAAGAGGAGAAGCGUCGCUGCCACCCCUGCAGUGUAUGAGUACGAGAGUGAAGAAGAGGAGUUGGGCGUAGAGAGUGUGGGCGUGAGGGAGGAGGAAGAGGAAAAUUCGGGUGAUGGAGGGGACAGCGGGGGAAGGGGGGAUAAGAUGGGGGAGGAGCUGGGGACGGCAGUGACAGCAGAGGCGCAGCUAGAGGCGCUACAGGAGCAGGUGGAGGGGGAGAUAGUGGCCAUGGAAAAGGGGCUGGAGAGGAGGCGGGGCGAGGGGCGGGAGUACCUGGUGGGGCGGGUGGCGUGGUUUAUCUCGGCGCUGUGCAGGCGACCUCAGGCGUUUGCAGCGAGUCAGGGAGUGUAUGUGUGUGCUGUGCUCUCAUUGUCCAAGCUCAUGGCCAUCGACAGCCACUUCUGCGAGUCCCACCUGCAGCUGCUCUUCACACUCCUCCGCACCCAUCCGCACCCCUCUGUGCGCGCCAACGCCAUGGUGGCCCUAGGGGACCUGGCUCUGCGCUGCCCCAACCUGCUGCAGCCGUGGACGCCCCACUCGUACACCGCUCUCAGCGAUGGGGACGCGUUCGUGAGAAGACAGGCGCUCUUGGUGCUCUCUCACCUCAUUCUCAACGACAUGAUGAAGGUGAAGGGCCACAUCAGCAGCCUGGCAGUGUGUCUGGAGGACCCUGAGCCGCGCAACGCUGACCUUGCCCGCCUCUUCUUCCACGAGCUCUCCAAAAAGGGCUCCUCUCUGGUCUACAACCUGCUGCCGGACAUGCUGAGCCACAUGGCGGUGAAUCCUCACCUCUCAGAACCCUCGCUGCAUGCCAUCCUGCGCUUCCUCAUCGCCUUCAUAGACAAGGACAAGCAGCGCGAGGGGCUCAUCGACAAGCUCUGCCACCGCUUCACCAACGCCCACCCCGCAUCCUCCUCGGCUGCUGCGUGUAUUACUGCUGGUGCUGCUGCUGCUGCUUCUAUCGACGUGGUUCCUGCUGGGACUAUGGCAGAUGCAGCUGCUGCCAAUGGCGCUACCAGUGGUGCUGAUGCCGAUUCCAUGUCUGCUACUUCUCCCGACAUGGAUCCCACUGCUGCUUCUGAGGAAGGCAUCAGCACCAACAGCAGCGACAACAGCGGCACUACUAAGAACGCCAACGGUAGCAGCAGCAGGGGUGGCAGGGACGGGAGGGUGCAGCAGCAGCGCAUGGUGGCCUUCUGCCUCUCCCUGCUGCCGAUCUCCGAGCGCGGUGCACGGAGGCUGAUGGACAACUACAAGGACAUGAAGGACGCCCUGGGGGACGCUGCCGUGCUGGAGUACCUGAGGACCGCCACUGGCAAG